Molecule: messenger RNA, 3060 nt
Organism: Seriola aureovittata
Lineage: Eukaryota; Metazoa; Chordata; Actinopteri; Carangiformes; Carangidae
Product: endothelial zinc finger protein induced by tumor necrosis factor alpha-like
Exons: 2
Coding region: 1-1998 (665 amino acids)
Biological process (GO): regulation of transcription by RNA polymerase II
Cellular component (GO): nucleus
Molecular function (GO): RNA polymerase II cis-regulatory region sequence-specific DNA binding; DNA-binding transcription activator activity, RNA polymerase II-specific
Source: RefSeq, a predicted model, not a curated record
AUGUUCCUCCACUUCUACCAGUCAGCCUCAGUCAAACGUCUGUGUUUACGUCUUCCUCCUCCAGUCCAGCAGAGCUCGCUGUUCGCUGUCGUCGCUUCGCUCUCCUCUGAGCGAACUGUCGUCGACGCGGAACUCGGUGUCUCUGUUUACCUCCCCGCUGCCUCUCUUUGUUCGCUGGAAGCUCAAGUUGCGCAGAAAAGGGGUAAAAUGUGCGCUGUGCAGCUGCUGCGGGUGUCGGUCCAUGAGCGGAUGAGCGCUGCCGCUGAAGACUUUCUCCUACAGGUGGAGAAAAGAGAAGAACCGGCUGAAGUCCCGGCGCUGAGAGCGCUGCUCACCGAGCGGCUAACGGCGGCGGCGGAGGAGAUCGUCGGUCUGUUUGAGGAAACCGUGGCGGAGUACGAAGACAGAGUGGAGCGGUCGGAGCGAGAGAUCUGCCGCCAGAGGAGGCUGCUCGAUGCUGUGCUGAAGCCCGAAGUCAAACUGCACAGAGCAGAGCUGUUGCAGUCAGUGAACCAGGGCCAGACAAACCUCCAGCCUCCAGACUCUGCAGACCUGAACCAGACUGAAUCUGAACACGUCGACAGCGAGGUUUCCUGCCCGCCGACGCCUCGCUCCCCCUCCCCCACGUACAGACUGCCCGUCUCACCAAGCAGCUCGGUUGUUCACAGUGACGGAGAUCCAGACAGUGACUGGACUGAAAAAAAUCGGACUCUCAGAUCCCCGAGGAAAAAGAAAAGAGGACGGCCACCACUCGCUGUCAGAAACAAACGGAAACGGUCAACUCCAGCUCAGAGUUUCAUCUGUCAUGUUUGUGGACGGGCUCUGCACGGGAAAGGCUUCCUGCUCAAACACGUCCUGCAGGUCUGUGCCAAAGACCCAGACUGCCGCUGCGGCAUCUGUGGUGAGUGUUUAGACUCAGUUGAUGACCUGACAGCUCACCUACAAACACACCAAGAGAAGAGUAAAACCUGUUCCUUCUGCGGGAAGAUCUUCCAGUCCAUCCUGGCACAGGAGCUGCAUGUCCGCCUGCACACCGGAGAGAAACCAUACAGCUGCGACGUCUGCGGCAAGAAGUUCAGCCAAAAGGGAAACCUAACGUCACACAUGCGCAUCCAUACCACAGAGAAACCCUUCCAAUGUAAACAGUGCAGUCGGGCCUUCUGUCACAUGACGUCUUUAGAGCGACACAUGCAGGAGCACAGCAGUGAGGUGGUGCACACCUGCAACGUCUGUGACCAGGAGUUCAGGAAACAACACAGCCUGAGACGACACAUGACAACUCAUCAUAAGGAUGCCACCCACAAACCAAAGAGAUACCGCACCUCGGUGCCGUCCUACAUCUGCAAAGUGUGCGGGGACACCUUCCACAGGAAGACCUUCUUGGUGAAACAUGUGGAGACUCACCUACAGGACCCGGACUGUUGCUGUGGACUCUGCGGACAUCAGAAUGAGUCCGCCGCCAGCCUGGCCGCUCACCUGCGCUCCCACCGUGAGGCUAGCAACACAUGCGAUAUCUGUGGGAAGUGCUUCCCAGCUCACGCAGCGCUGCAGAUGCACAUGAGGAUCCACACCGGUGAGAAACCAUACACCUGCCGCUUCUGCAGCAAAGCCUUCAACCAGAGUGGGAACCUGAAGACGCACCUGAAGAUACACACCGGUGAGCGGGCAUUCUCCUGCAGCAUCUGUGGGAAGGGCUUCACCCAGAAACAGACUCUGGACACUCAUGUCCGCUUCCACAACAAGGAGAGACGCUUCCUGUGUCAGGUCUGCGGGAAAGGCUUCAUGCAGGACGUGGACUUGAAGAGACACUUGCUGAUCCACACUGGAGAGAAACCGUACAGCUGCAGGGUCUGCGGGAAGAGCUUCCAGGCUAAAAGAUCACUCAAUGGACACCUCAAAGUUCACACGGCAGGGGGGGGUGAGACCGGACCAGAGCCAGAUCAGGACUCAGAGCAGCAGAGGAUGGACAGUUUCUACUCAGGUUUCCUCCAGCUGUAGAGGACCGGCGUUAGAGAGUGUUGACUCGAAGAGCUGGACUCAAACCAACAGUGUUGAACUUUAUUCAUCACUUCCAAACUGCUUCACACAGAACUUCUCCAUCAAUAACAUUCUGGUCUGGUUCUGGUCCCAGUUCGUUCAAGAGAUCAAACCACAGUACUGUUUUGGUACAGACUGAAAUGUGAAGCACAGCGCUUUAGUCCUCAGUCCUUUCACUCCUUAGUGGAUUAUCUUAUUUUCUCCAGCUUGAUGCAGUUCAACACCUCCCAUCUUCAAAUUUAGAGAUUAAAACAUGCGUCCAUAGCAGGGUAGUGAAGACAUGUUGUCAUAGGGAACAACUAAGUCACUAUAAGGAGUAAUUACAGUCACCAGCUUUUUGCAGUGUUAUAAAUAUUUUGUCCAAUACUCGGAUAAGUGGGGACAGGUCCAGAGCAUGUGUAAAAGAUCAGCAGGUGAGUCCCUUCAUCUGUUAGGAACAGCCUUAUGGUAAGGGAACAUUUUUGUUAAUGUGGCAUUCGUGUAAUGGACUCUGGACUAGUCUGUGUCAGGCACUGAUAGGGGAUGAGUGGUCGUCCUUCCCACAUGUUCUGAGUUGCAGAUGACGAAAAUGGGAAGCAGAGUUCUGAAAGAACAGCGACCCAGGUCUCAUUUGCCUGGUGAUCAGGUCUCAGACCACCUUAGAGCUCUGUAAACCAACACCAGGAUUUUAAAGGCAGCUGUUGGUUUUUAUCUCUCAUAGUAAGAUAUUUUGGUUCGGUAUCAGGACUGAUAUCAGGAUAUUGACACAGGAUUGUGAUACCAAAAUUAAAACAUGAAUAUGUUCUUUCUUCUGUCAAAGACAUGAAACCAGAUUUAAUAAAUGUUUUUUAACAAUAAUUUCAGUGUGAAGCUGGAGAAAGGACGAUUUAACUGUCUGAUAAGAUGAGUGUGAAGCUCUGAGUCUGAGCACAUUUCAGUCUGGGUCCAAAAGGUCUCUGUUUUUUCAGCUUCCAUCAAUAGAAUAAAAACUGGAUCAAACGUCAGUCAUUGUCUUCAAAAUAAAUAAAGAGUUUCUGGUUCUGA